AUGACAUUAUUUUGUUAAAACUUUAGGAAAAUAAGGAGCAAUCUUAAGAUGAGAUCAUAAAUUUUAUUAAUAAAUGCUAUUAUAUUUACAUUUACUCUUUGUAUGUUAUUGAUAGCCUACAUUUUAAAUAUGGGAUAAUCACUAUCUAUUCUAAAUAUUUCAUCCCAAACAUUAAUGAUUAAUGAAUUACAAAACCUUUUAAAUACUGCUUCAAAUUUAAUUGAAUAUUAGAUUCUAUUCUUUUAUUCAAGAAGUAACUUUAUAUAUAUAUCAAAAUUAGGUUAAAUUACACUAACUAAGUUGAACAUUUUAAAUUAAAUUGUAUAUAAUACAGAUUAUCAAUCACUAGAAAAACCAUAAUUAUGUCCUUACAAUGCUACUUUUUUUGAUUCCAAUCAUUAUUAUCCACUUUCAUGCAUAAUUUAUCAUUCUUUAAAUGAUGAUACUUCUUACAUAAAUUCAACAUAAGAUUAUUAAUUAAGAAAUUUAUCCCAUUUAUUCAAUGAAAUGAUAUUAUCUAUAGAUUUAACAGGAUAAUUUAUACCUAAUGACAUAUUUAUGGUAUCAGAUAGUAAUCCAAAUGAAUUUGCAUUCUAUUAUCCAUAAUGGAUUAAAUAUAAGACCUAUAAACCUAGAAAAAGAUCAUGGUAUUAAUCACAUUAUGCAAAUCUUAAAUUAAAUCCUAAUAAUCAUACUCAAUUAUCAGAAAUAUACAAAUAUUUUAAUGAUAGUGAUGUUUAUUCAAUGACAAUGAGUUAAUCAUUUUUCAAUAAGACAAAGAAUGUAGAUGGAUUAUUUGCAGCUGAUAUAUAACUAUAAAAUACUUAUUUUAAUAAUAGAAAUCUAAAUAUGAUGAUUGUAAAUUAUGAUGGAAAAUUAAUUUUAUCAAAUUAUAAAAAUUAUCUUUUGGCAAACUCUACUAAAUAUGAAUCAUUUGAUGAUGAAAAAACAACUGGUUUUAAUAAGUCUGAUUGGUUAGCAAUUUUGAAUUUUAUUAAUCAUAAUAAAAAGGAGAGUACUUGUUCAUCUAUUUAUAAUAAGUAUAAAUAACUUUGUCUUUAUAAUUCAGCUUAUUAAUCUGAUGUUUUUAUUUCAGCAAAAUAAAUUAAAGGUAUGAAUUAUUAUUUAAUUGUAUUUAACAAUAUUCAAGAUUAAGCAACUUUAUUUGAAAUGUUAAAUUAAUUAAUGGAAACAAUAUAUUCAUAAUUCAGAUAAUAAAUGCUUAUAACUGGAUUAAUUUGUUGUGUAUUUACAAUCAUAUCAUUUCUAUUAAUUUAUUUAAUUUGCAGACCUAUGUUAAAAUUAAUAAAGUUAUCUAAUAUUUAUAUAAAUUCUCAUUUAGUAAGUAAAUCCUUUAAAGAUUAAAAAUUGAAAAGAGUUUGGACUAAUUAAGAGAAAUUUAAUAAUUUCAUAUAGAAUUAAGUUUUAAAUCACAAUCCUUAGAAGACUAGCAGUAAAAUAAUUAAUUAACAUAGAUAACUUAAUGAUUAAAUUGAUCUAACAUUUUUAAAGAUUAUUUGAUGGAAUUUUAAAUCAAUAAAACAAGAAAAGUAAUUAAUGUUUUAUUAUUUAAUCUUUUAAUUACCCUAAGACUCAACAUCUAGAUAUUAAUAUAUCAUAAUAAAUUAAGGAGUGCUAAUUUGAAAAUUUAAAUUCAGAUGACUAUAAUUUGCUUUUGAUUUACACUUUAAAAUAAUUAAAAAGACAGUUCUCUUUAUGA
Molecule: messenger RNA, 1720 nt
Organism: Paramecium pentaurelia
Lineage: Eukaryota; Ciliophora; Oligohymenophorea; Peniculida; Parameciidae
Source: the annotation of a GenBank genome assembly